Molecule: messenger RNA, 2819 nt
Organism: Oncorhynchus mykiss (rainbow trout)
Lineage: Eukaryota; Metazoa; Chordata; Actinopteri; Salmoniformes; Salmonidae
Product: protransforming growth factor alpha-like
Biological process (GO): positive regulation of mitotic nuclear division; positive regulation of cell population proliferation; epidermal growth factor receptor signaling pathway
Molecular function (GO): growth factor activity; epidermal growth factor receptor binding
Source: RefSeq, a predicted model, not a curated record
UACCACAAAUUGAAAUAUGAAAGCUGGUAACUUGAAGAUUGAGUUAUCAUAAUGAGAUUCUUGUGAUGAGAGUACUUCUACAACAUUCCCCAAAAACAAGUUAUUUUAGGCAACUAGAAGUGAGCCCGGCAGAGAGAGCAAUAUUGAUUUCUCUCUCGCUCCCUCCUCAGGGGAAACCAUUGAAAGGAUUAUGUGUGAGAGCGUUUAUUUAGACUGUGGAGGAGAGUGGAAUUGUUUACCGCUUGGACUAAACUUAUCCGUUUAAAUUGAAGAGAAAUUAAUCGAAACAAAGUAUUUGAAGACUUGUUUGUUGUUACGUUAAAUUAAUGAUAUAUCAGACAAGGAAACUCAGCUUGCACAUGGCACUGGAAAUUAAUCAAGUUGCCGAAUAGCGACGCACUUGCAUUUUUUUUGCGACAUUUCUGAAGACUGUCAGUAGCAUAUAGUCUAAGAUACGCGGAAGGGGUUUUGUAAUGGAAGAAGGAUUUACUUAAUUUUAUACAAACACAUUUCUCUCUCCUGACUGACCUAUGCGAGUAUAUACAAAUGUUUAUGGACUUGGGAAAAGAACACUAGCAUUUCGGAGGAUUACAUUGACAAACAUACAACCUUCAUGAUGAAUCGGGCAUUCUGGGAUGUGAUCUUUCUCAUUACUGGGUCCCUCUUUACCUAUGGAACCGGACAGGAUAAUUCUACUAUUGCUACUAAUUCUACUAUGACCACCAGCCCUCCUAUGACUACUACCACUGUAAACAUUAUGCUAUUUUCUACCACUACCAGCACCAUUACUACAACCAACCUUCCAGUUAAAAAGUUUGUGGCAGCAGCUGUUCGAUCACACUUCGAUGACUGUCCUGACUCGCACAGCCACUUCUGUUUCCAUGGCACCUGUCGUUUCCUGAUUCUGGAGGAGACCCCUGCAUGUGUGUGUCACCAAGGCUUUGUAGGGAUGCGAUGCGAGCACGCCGACCUGCUAGCCGUGGUGGCCACCAAUCACAGGCAACAGACAGUUGCCACGGCGCUAGUGCUGUGUGUGAUUGGCUGUGUCUUGACGAUGCUACUCUGUACACUUUUACAUUGCUGGUGGAGGCGUGACGGUUUGGGGCGGAGGCACAGACUCCACUGUGCCCCAGAGAAACAAGACAGUAGGCUGAAGGGCCGACGUCCCUGCUGUCACUCUGAAAGUGUGGUUUGAGAGAGAAAACGCUGCUUGGAACGGCAGGGAUUUUCACGAUGGGCUGCCUUCUCUUCCCAUCUGUCCAUUCAACCCUAAUGCCUGCUGGGACUUCUAUGGACUACACACAAGAUGGCAUCAGACACCCUGGCUAAUAACAUCCUCACAAAACUGAAAGGGGUAUCUUUCUUACCAGACCAAGGGAAGUUGAAUGUCAUAUUUGAUGUCAUAUUCUCUACAGACCAGGAUUUACAGAACCUCAGCACACUUGGAAUACUGUGAUAUCACUACUGUUGAAAUGCAUGGAGAGAAGAGAGGGAAACUGACCUCUCAGAAACACGGAACUCUCCGGAAGAUCUCUUUGGAACCUGACGUGAGGAGAUCCCCUCAGUGUGACAUAAUGAUAAUAAUGAUGCCACGGGCAUGGUCGGGAACAUACAGCCCAUGCUGGACAUAACUAGACAAAAUACUUGCAGUCCUCUGAGGAUUUUGGAGCAGGAGAGCAACUAUUUAUUUCAGAUUUGGAUUUGAGGGAUAACUUUGUUUAAUUCACUUGAAAUCAGAGGAACUCAAAAUUCUCUCUUUUUUUCUCACUUUUAAAAAUCUACACAAGCUAGACACAAUAUAUAAUUAUCCAAAUUUAAAGCACACAGAGAUUUUUAAGGUGGAGCAAGAGUGUUUGAGUUUCUGUUUUUCGACAAGGGAUAUUGACAUGCCUCACCUGACAAAAAUGGGAGAGUCCCAGUAGCAAUAUCUUUUCAACCCCACUGUGGAUUAAGGACCAAUGGUGGGACUUGGACAUAGUAAUGGGAGAGAUUAUGUUUAGAUUAAAUACAUGCAAAAGAGUAGAUUUUAAGAGGACUGUGACGCAUCCAAAGCAUUGCCAACCUAUAGUCCUUAGUAACUUGUAAAUCAAGUAAUAUACCACCAUAAAUUAGUAUUCCUGACACGAGUCUUGCAAUUCCAUUGCACCUCAGAUGUAGUUUGUUGUUUCUGUCCAUUCCUGCACAAAACCUGCAUUACAUUUAGGUUUGUAAGUGAGUGAUGCACAGACUUUGUUGUGUUCUAAAACUUGUUUUAUGCACAUGCAUGCAGUGUUGGGGUAAUGCGUUACAAAAGUAACAUGCAAGGUAAUCCGAUUAUUUUAUGAGUAAUGGAGUUAAGUAAUGUUACUUUUUCAAACUGGGUAAUAUUAUGAUUUUGUCAAACUCGUGCGUUACUUUCAGAAUCAACAUCUCUAUCGGGCGCGUGUUUCCAUGAUCCGAUCUCGACUCGUUUCUUCAUUUAGUUCUCGAACAGGCGGAGAAAGUCUGUUUCGAGAAAUCAUGACAGCUGCUGUCCAUAGAAAUGUAUAGAGGGUGCACAUCUGGUCUUUGCCAUUGAUCUCUUCCGUCUAGUGACAAGUGUGCCCUCUAUACAUCUCUAUGGGUCUGUGUAGCCGACAUGUGGUGUAUAACCAAAACUGGCAGCCUGAGAGAAAGAUUUUGAAUGAAAAUAUUGGAAAUAUGUACAGAUAUUUGGCUUACAAUGCAUUCGGAGAGUAUUCAGAACCCUUGACUUUUUCUAAAUUCUGUUAUGUUACAGCCUUAUUCUAAAAUUCAUUAAAUUGUUUUUCUACACACAAUACCCCAUAAUGACAAAGCAA